GAUGGCAGACAGGCCGUUUGAGCCGUGAUAGUACGGGAUUGUAGGAGUGCAAUUUCUAGGUGUGUCAUUCUAAAUAUUGAACUAGAAUGUCUCCCGAAUUCUUGACUAAAAUCUUGUACGAAUAUUCUGACAAUGUGAAACUACGUCCUCGCGUAUCGUGCGCUAGGUUUAGGUAACGUUUGUGCCGGGACAUAUGUAAAACGGUGAUCGAAUUGUGUUAUUCGGUGUGUCGUGUACGCGAUUUAUUCUGGUUUAAUGGUAAAUUAAAAUGUGGAAUAUGAUGUGCGACGUGAUGCCCACUAUAUCGGAAGACAGUAUCAGCCAGAGGAGUUCGCAGUUUUCUGGCGAAGAUGCGAAUUUCGAGCAGCUUAUGGUGUCGAUGCUGGAUGAGAGAGAUAAGUUGGUGGAGAGUCUCCGCGAGACGCAGGAGCGGCUCGGGGACUCGGAGCUGCGCCUGAAGGAGGUGGAGAAGGAGCGGGACUCGUUGCAUCGGCAGAUCGCAGCGAACUUGCCUCAGGAGUUUGCCACGCUCACGAAGGAGCUCAACCAAGCGAGAGAGCAGCUGUUAGAGCGAGAGGAGGAGAUCUCAGAGCUCAAGGCGGAGAGAAACAACACCAGGCUACUACUCGAGCACCUAGAAUGCCUAGUGUCUCGCCACGAGCGCUCGUUGCGCAUGACCGUGGUCAAGCGGCAGGCGGCGGCCCAAUCAGGAGUCUCCUCCGAGGUCGAGGUCCUCAAGGCCCUCAAGAGUCUCUUCGAGCACCACAAGGCGUUGGACGAGAAGGUCCGGGAACGGUUACGAGUAGCGUUAGAAAGGAACACAGCAUUAGAAGAAGAACUAGCGUUAACCAAAGAAGAACUGCAACAGUACAAAUCGGGUUCGGACUCGGAGCGGCCCAAGGAGAACGGUGCAGUCAGCACCGGCUCGCCAGAGCAGAACGGCGAGCAACCGCAAACUAAGGAGGGUAGCGUUAACGGAGAAGACAGGAAAACGAACGAGCUGCAAAACACGAUCGCCAAGCAGUCGGCAGAGCUGAGCUCGUGGCAGCGGCGCGUGGCGGAGUUGAACAACAAAGUCAGCGAGCUCGAGGAGCGGUUGGCCAAGGGAGAAAAGGAGUUGGCCAAGAAACAGGAGGAGUGCGUCAAGCUCCAGCGGGACUUGCGGGAGAACGGCGCGCAGAAGGAGGACCAGGAGGAGCGGAUAGCGACCCUUGAGAAGAGGUACCUGAACGCGCAGCGCGAGUCCACGUCCCUGCACGACCUCAACGAGAAGCUCGAGCAGGAGCUGCAGCACAAGCAGGCUCAGCUCAAGCUCCAAGAGGAGAAGAUCGCCGCCAUAGAAGAGAAGCUGGAGCUGUCGUCGCAGAAGCUGGCGCAGAUGUCCUCGCUGCCCGAGAUGGAGGAGCAGCUCAAGGCGCGCAUGGAGGCGCUCAGCCAGGUUGGCAUUGCCCAGGAAAGGCACGGAUCAGCCGAGGACCGUAUCCAGCGGUUGGAAGCCAGUGUUGAAGAGAAGAACGCGGAGCUGAUGAGGCUGAACCAACGGUUGAGGAUGAAUGAGGAGCACAACACGCGGCUCAGUGCUACCGUUGAUAAACUGCUGUCGGAGUCAAAUGAUAGGUUACAAGUGCACCUCAAAGAACGAAUGCACGCGCUAGACGAGAAGAACGGUCUGACGCAAGAGUUGGAGAAGACGAGGAAGUACGCCGAAGAACUGGUGGCGGAGAAACAGGACAUCCUCAAGGAGCUGGCCAAGUGGCGCAUGGAGACUGAACAGCUGAAACGACAGAUGCUCCAACAAGAAAUAGCGUUCAACAUUCAGCAAACGGACGCCCUCACGAGAUCGCUCUCGCCGGGCGCGCCCCCGCAACCGCCGCCACAAGCUCUUUUCCAAACUAAGUUGGAUGGGUCAUGGGAGAAGCUACAGCAAGCUCACGUACUAGCAAACGUACAACAGGGCUUCGAUGUCUCCAGCGACGCAGAGAACGACGAAUCCGACGGCGGUGUAGAAGGCGGGCACACGGACGCCGCAGCGCUCGCGCUGAUGCUGCAAGAGCAGCUCGACGCCAUCAACACGGAGAUCCGGCUGAUUCAGGAGGAGAAACAGAGCACAGAGGCCAGGGCCGAGGAGCUCGAGUCCCGGCAGGUGGGCAGCUACGAGCACAUGAACGUGGUGUCGCGACGCGGUGACUCGCCCCCUCUCGCCGCUUCACCGUCGCGGCCGCAUCUCGCGCCGAUACACAAAUAUCAUACGUUACAGUUGUGCGAGGACGGCGUGGCGGCAGAAGGCGCCGAGUCGCCGCUGACGGCGCGCUCGCUGCGGCUCGAGCGGGCGGCGCGCGCGCUGCACGCGGAGCGGGACCGACUGAGGACGCAUUAUCCCGCGCCGUAUGACUCGACUUCAAUAAUGUCAGGAUCUAUGACGCGGAUCCCAAUACACAGCUCGAGUCAAGAGUCCCUCGGCGGCCUCACGGCGUGGGGCGGCGCCUCGCCCGGCCUCCCUCGAGGGGUUGCGGCCGCGGCCUCGGCUGUUUCUAUAGCGUCGAUGCAUCAGCAGAAGAAACGCGGUAUAAAGAGUUCGUUGGGGAGGUUCUUUAGCAAAAAGGAGAAGGCUGGGAUGCCGAUGCAGCAAGGCGGCCAACCGCGAUCGCUGUCGUCCGCAUCAUCGUUAGGAUUAUCGUCGCUAGCCGACGACGCGCCGGAGGCAGCUCCCGCGCCUCUCGUACAAGAUUACGCUCGCAAUAAGGGCAAAGACCGCGACUACCGACACGAAUUACUAGGCGAAGCUAUGCGCGCAGGCACACCCUUCGCGCUAUGGAACGGGCCAACCGUGGUCGCGUGGCUCGAGCUAUGGGUGGGCAUGCCGGCCUGGUAUGUGGCCGCGUGCCGCGCUAACGUCAAGAGCGGAGCCAUCAUGUCGGCUCUGUCUGAUCAGGAGAUACAAAGAGAAAUUGGCAUCAGUAAUCCCCUACACCGGCUCAAACUACGACUGGCAAUUCAAGAGAUGGUGUCUUUGACGUCACCGUCAGCGCCGAGAGGGACGGCAUGUGCGGCCCUGGCCUUCGGAGAUAUGAACCAUGAGUGGAUUGGCAACGUAUGGCUGCCGUCAUUAGGAUUACCUCAAUACCGCACGACGUUCAUGGAGUGUCUGGUGGACGCGAGGAUGCUGGAACACCUCACCAAGCGGGACCUCCGCACGCAGCUCAAAAUGGUCGACAGCUUCCAUAGAACAUCCCUACACUUCGGCGUGGCGUGCCUGAAGCGCGUGGGCUACAGCGUGCGCGCGCUGGAGGAGCGGCGGCGCGCGGCCGAGCACUGCGCGCGCGACGUGCUCGUGUGGAGCAACGAGCGCCUGCAGCGCUGGCUGCUCGCCGUCAACCUCAAGGAAUACGCCAAUAACCUGGUGGAGAGCGGCGUGCACGGCGCGCUGAUCGCGCUCGACGAGAACUUCGACGCCAACAGCAUGGCGCUCGCGCUACAAAUACCCACGCAGAACACGCAGGCGCGGCAAAUUCUCGAAGUAGAGUUCGCGAACCUUCUCCAAACCGGCACGGAGCGCGCGGCGCGCAUGCCCCACGACCACCAGGCCGCCUCCUGACACCACACCAUGAACUAGGCACCCCAGCUACCCGCGUCGGCCACCACCGACCACUGUCGGCCACAGCCGACGACUGAUGUCGGCCACCGCCGAUGUAUGUCGGCAACCACCGAAAACAGUCGGGAGACCGGCAGCUACCGGCAGAAACCAACUGUGAAUAAACUUUUAAUUUAAUUUAUUUGACUGGUACAAACGGCAAGUGAUACACAGUUUUUUAUCUUCCAUAGAGCUAUGGAUUUUUUAUUCCGGCUUUUAGACGUCGGCAUCAAGUGGUAACAUUCUGUAGUAAAAUCAACUCUAGAAUUACAUUUGUAAUGUAUACGACUUGAGUUACUGUUUUUAAUAGUUCCGUGUGCGACAAUAUUUGUGAAAGAGACGGUUUAAGAGCUAAAAUAGUAGCUGAAAUGUCAUAUUUUAUCACUCUUAAGGACAUAUUUAAUCGUAAAAAUAAUAUUCGGUAUUCGAAAAUCAUUAUAGAUUUCAAAUAAUAUGUGGCAGAAUGUUAUAACUAGCUUACCAUCAAAUAAGUAAUUAAAAAAAAUAGGGGUUAGUUCCAAAACGAGUACUUUCAUGAAUAUUUGUGUACGAUACUAUAGUGUUUAUUUAUUUUUAACGCUAGUACAAAUUUCUCUGAAUAACAAUAAAGUAGGCAUAAAUUCUUUCAAUGACGUAUUUUUACACUACUUUUUACUGUAGAAUGUUGCCAUCUUUUACAUCGUUGUUGAUACUUACAAUAAAAGUUGUCAUUACUGUUAUACAUAUAACUAUUAAACCAGUUGUAGCAACAUUAUGCUUUAUUAUAUAAUAUAUAAUACAGAAGUGCUCUGAUACUGUUAGAUUUACUAUGUACUUAACAUUUAUUCCGAUAUUUAUAAUAUUAAAACAAAUAAAUAAAAUAUAUUAAACCGGUUAUGUGGGCAUCUUACUAGAGAAAAUCAUAGUCUAAAAAUAAAACAUAC
This is a messenger RNA of Cydia fagiglandana, 4554 nucleotides long. RefSeq names its product liprin-alpha-1 (gene Liprin-alpha). NCBI's taxonomy places the organism in Eukaryota, Metazoa, Arthropoda, Insecta, Lepidoptera, Tortricidae. Gene Ontology annotation, cellular component: presynaptic active zone. The coding region runs from base 269 to 3595 and encodes 1108 amino acids. The transcript has 25 exons. Gene Ontology annotation, biological process: synapse organization. The record is from RefSeq and is a predicted model, not a curated record. Gene Ontology annotation, molecular function: protein binding.